CCUAACGAUUUUCUUUGAAUCUCGUUCUCCAAAUGCAAAACUGUCAUGAAUUCGGAAGCUCUUUGGAGCUCUCCAAUUCAACAGCCAAAAUCACCAACAUUCGCUUCUGACGUCGGAGAUGAAAACCAAAAGUCUGACGAAACGAACUCCUGGUAAUCCUUCUUUCCUUUCUCUCUUCGGAAUUUUCACAACCCGUUUUCGUUCUUACGCUUCUAGAGUAUAUAGCGGUGAAAAUUCUGUUGCCCAUUUGGAGAAAUUGAUCCAAACACGGUGUAAAUCUAGAAACCUAACAGUAGAAGAAGCUCUGGGUUACUUCAAUUCCAUGAUUCAAAUGCGACCCAUGCCUUCUAUUUGGGCUCUAAAUCAAUUGCUUGGCUCACUUUCCAACAUGAAACGUUGUUCAACUGUUGUUUAUGUGUAUAGAGAGAUAAUGGGUUGUGAUCAUUUUAGCCCUGAGGUCGGUACUUUGAGUAUUGUUAUCAAAUGUCUGUGUUGUUUGGACAAAGUAAACUUGGGUUUCUGUGUUUUCGCAACUAUGAUUAAAACCGGCCUUAAGCCGGAUGCUCGUACAAUGAGUACUCUGCUUCACGGGCUUUGCAAGGAAGGCUCGAUGGUCGUGGCGAUGGAUUUGUUUAAUCGAAUAGUAGAGGAGGAACACUUGUGUAAUGAAAUCACUUACGCGACUAUGAUUAAUGGGCUCUGUAACGUUGGAGAAACUUGGAAGGCGCUCGAGCUGCUUAAGCGGAUGCGCCGAGAUAAGAGGGUUAAACCCACUGUAGAGUGUUUUAGUCCAAUCUUGAAGGGUCUUUAUAAGAAAGGACGAAUAGACGAGGCCUUGAGCUUGUUUCGAAAUAUGAUCAACCUUGGUGUUGUGCCUAAUGUUGUUGCUUUGACUUAUAUGAUUCAUGGGUUAAGCAGGCUGGGUCGGUCUGAGGACGCCAAAAGAUUGCUGCUUGACAUGCUUGAUAGUGGUGUCCCGCCUAAUUGUGGUCGAUGGAAAGAAGCGAUACAAUUCUUAGAAAACAUGACUAGUUAUGGAAUCUCUCCAAAUAUUGCUACAUUCAAUUGUAUCUUGGAUGCUCAGUGCAAGGAAGGGAGAACCACAGAGGCACUUUAUCUCGCGGAAGUGAUGAUAGAGAAAGGUUUAUUUCUUGCUGCCAUCGCCAACAACUCUUUGCAUGAUGGAUUGUACCAUUCAAGUAAAUCGGAAGAAGCUAAGAGAUUGUUUGAUAUUAUGGUGAGCAAGACAUUUUUUCCUAAUAUUGUAACUCUGAACAUAGUUAUGAAUGCUCUGUGCAAUGAAGGUUUGAUGGACAAAGCUCAAAAAUUGUUUGAGUCGAUGAUUGAACAUGGUAAAGAGGUUAAUACAAUAACUCACAACACCUUGAUUAAGGGAUACUGUCGUCAAGGUGAAGUGGAUAAAGGAAAAGACAUCUUUGAUCAGAUGGUAGUAACGGGUGUCCUUCCUAAUACCAUUUCAUAUAACACCUUAGCUAAUGGUUAUGUAAAGGUCAAAAGAAUAGAUGCAGCGAUCAUGCUUCUCAAGGACAUGAUCCGGAAAGGAUUACUCCCUAAUGAUGUAACACUUGAUGUUUUGAAAAGUAUUCAUGCUUAUAGGCUUGAGGCGUCCUUACAAUAAUUCUCAAUGAGGUAUUUUCAAAGAUGCACUCUCUGGAGGAAAAAAAAAAAAAAAAAACAGAGCACACUGUUGGGGACU
This is a messenger RNA of Morus notabilis, 1717 nucleotides long. RefSeq names its product pentatricopeptide repeat-containing protein At1g62720. The record is from RefSeq and is a predicted model, not a curated record. NCBI's taxonomy places the organism in Eukaryota, Viridiplantae, Streptophyta, Magnoliopsida, Rosales, Moraceae. The transcript is spliced from 3 exons. The coding region runs from base 119 to 1639 and encodes 506 amino acids. Gene Ontology annotation, molecular function: protein binding.